AUGGCAAAGCUGUCUUUAUUGCUUUGCGCAAUACUUUGCGCAUUGGUUUGUUUAGUGGUCGGGCAGGUGGUGCAAGAGCACCGGGUCGGCCCGUGGACGCACCGGUUCCAGUGGGAGAAUAACGGACAUGUGUACAGUUUACUGAGUACAGGCAGUGAGUACCACUCACCCGUGCACUCCAGGCGGGAAUCCCGGGUAUUUUUGACUAGCCGAAGUCAGGUGCCUAUUCACAUCACUCCCGGAGCGCGACUACACCCGAACCUUGUGGGACCUGCAGCGAUCCUUGGGCCGGACAACAGACACUUUAUUAUUGCUAACAGCCGCACUACAGAUGCCAGACACACGCGGCUGGUGGCGCCUGUGCGCCAAAGACCUGCGGGGGCACCGGGAGCGCAACGGUACAACCUUGAAUCAGCAUCAAACCAGACAAAUUCAAGAGUUCUGCCUGAAUUCUCGGGAAGCGGCGUCUCUGGAAGAUCCACCCUUAUCACGGAGGAAGACAACACCGUUAACCAAGCAUCUGGGUCUCCCAGUACAGGAAACCAAGAGCUACAACCAGACAGCGCACCUAUUAACUUGGAAAACGUGCAAAGCGUAAAUGCGCAUCAGGAACUUUCGCCUGUUCCGACUGAGGAACAGCCCACAGCCGACAAUAUGAUCGGCGACGACCCUCGAAACCCACUGAAAAACCACAGGAAUAAUAUCUUCUCCAACGCGUAUCCAUCCGGUCGUUCAGGCACCGUUCGAACCCGCCGUCCUCCUCCUGGAACCGGUUAUGGUACCACAUAUUUCCACAACGGUCUACCGGAUCUUGUGCCAGAUCCGUACUCCAUUCAAGCCGGUUCUUACAUCCAGCGCGUCCAGAUGUACGCGCUCCGGUGCGCCGCUGAAGAGAACUGCCUAGCCCGGUCAGCAUAUAGACCAUCAGUAAGGGACCUCGACUACAGGGUUCUGCUACGCUUUCCUCAGAAGGUUCGAAACCUCGGUACAGCUGACUUUCUGCCUGUUAAACCCAGACACCAAUGGGAAUGGCACAGCUGUCAUCAGCAUUAUCACAGCAUGGAUGCCUUCAGCCUUUAUGACUUAUUAGAUGUAAACACUGGCCGCAAAGUGGCAGAGGGCCACAAAGCAAGCUUCUGUCUGGAGGACACUGGCUGUGACCGAGGCUUUCAACGACGCUACGCUUGCACUGCACACACUCAGGGUUUGAGCCCUGGGUGCCAUGAUACCUACGCUGCCAAUAUUGAUUGCCAGUGGAUUGACAUCACAGAUGUUCCACCUGGAAACUACAUACUAAAGGUGACAGUUAACCCAAACUUCUUGGUUCCUGAGUCCGAUUUCUCAAACAACGUGGUACGUUGUGAGGUUUUCUACAGUGGUCAACACAUCCAGACUCAUAACUGCAGGAUAACCAGGUGA
This is a messenger RNA of Trichomycterus rosablanca, 1419 nucleotides long. It is a transcript of the gene loxl5b, whose product is annotated as lysyl oxidase-like 5b. Bases 1 to 1419 code for a protein of 472 amino acids. The transcript is spliced from 6 exons. Lineage: Eukaryota; Metazoa; Chordata; Actinopteri; Siluriformes; Trichomycteridae. The record is from RefSeq and is a predicted model, not a curated record. Gene Ontology annotation, biological process: collagen fibril organization; peptidyl-lysine oxidation. Gene Ontology annotation, molecular function: copper ion binding; protein-lysine 6-oxidase activity.